AUGUCCGGCUCGCUCCCGCGCUUCUCCAGCCUCCCCAGGGGCGUGUCGUUGCCGAGGGGCGUGUCGUUGCCGAGGGGCGUGUUGUCGUUGCCGAGGGGCGUGUCGUUGCCAAGGGGCGUGUCCCUGCCCCGUAUCCCGGCAGCAGCCACCCGUCGCUCCAUCGCCAUCGCCAUGACGACCGCCUCCAGCGCUCCUCGCAGACUGCUCCAGGACUGUUUCUCCGUGUGCGACCACCAGACGUCCCCCGGUCUGUGUGGAUGCUGUUGGGCGCUGAGGCCUCGCUACAAAAGACUGGUGGACAACAUCUUCCCUGAAAACCCCGAGGAGGGUCUGGUGAAGGUGAACAUGGAGAAGUUGACGUUUUUCGCUCUUUCGGCUCCAGAAAAACUUGACCGAAUCGCGGCUUAUCUGAGCGAAAGACUCACCAGAGACCUGCACCGCCACCGCUACGGGUACGUGGAGAUGUGUGUGGAGGCCCUGGAGCAGCUCUUGUGUGUGUGUCACUGUCAGAGCAUCAACCUGCUGGUGGAGAGUUUUCUGAGCACGCUCCGUCUGCUGCUGGAGACACAGCGCCCCCAGCUGCACGUGCGCGCAACUGACGCCUUUGUGAAGUUUGCGAAUCUGGACGAGGAUUCUCCCUCGUAUCAUCGAAGCUACGACUUUUUUGUGUCUCGAUUCAGUCAAAUGUGUCUCUGCCAGAACCCGGACCUGCACACCCAGAACCAGAUCCGGGUGUCGGGGAUUCGGGGUCUUCAGGGUGUGGUGAGGAAGGCCGUGGACUGUGAGCUUCAUGUGAACAUCUGGGAGCCUCUGCACAUGGAGCAGAUCGUCCCCGCCCUGCUGGUCAACCUGCGCUACUGCGACUCUGUAGACAGUGCGUCUCCAGUUGAACAGAGUGAAGUUUGUUUCAGAGAAUUAUUUGGACGAGCAGCGUACGGACACAUCACCAACGCCAUCCACCCUGUACUCAUGCACUUGGACAGUCAGAGUUUGUGGGAGGGAGGAGGUUUUGCUGUUCGUUGUUUCCAGAUCAUCAUGUUCUCCAUCCAGCCUCAACACUCUCACCUGGUGGUGCAGCAGCUCUUGGUUCAUCUUGACUCUCACAGUCGAUCUUCUGCUUCAGUUCGAGCUGGAAUCGUCGAGGUUUUGUCUGAGGCGGCGAUUAUCGGAGCCUCCGGGUCUAUAGGUCCGCGGGUCUUGGAGGUCUUUAACACUCUUCUUCGUCAGUUGAGGCAGAGCGUUGAUUAUGAACUCACCGGUUUCUACGACAACGCCAACAAACGACGAACCAGCUCUGUGGAGGAGCGAACCCUGCAGGACGCUGUCAUCCGGACCAUCGGCUCGUUCGCCCACACGUUGCCCGUCUAUCAGAGGUCAGAGGUCAUGCUCUUCAUCAUGGGGAAGAUUCCGGUGCCAGGGAUUUACCCCGACCUGGGCGCCCCCAACGCCGGGUUUGAAGGAAGUCGUAUGAUCCAGGUGAUGCUCCUCAAGUCUCUGCUGCAGGUCAGUCUCGAUGUGAAGGGUUCUAACCUCCUCUCAGCUCUUCCUUCUUCGUUCCUGGAGCCGCUCCUCAGCUUCACUCUGAUGGACGAACCUGAGAUCCGCCUCCUGCUGCUCCUCAUCCUCACCUCCCUCCUGGACCGAGCGCAGAACCGAGACCGACUCCAGACCAGUGUGGAGUUUGACGUUUCGGUUUUGGAGCUGAAGGAAGAACAUUCCAGACAGGACACACUCUUCAUGAGGAAGAAUGCUCCGAGUUUGUACCGUCACAUGUUCUUGGCGUUUAAGGAGGAGAGUAAUGGGCGGGACCAUUACCACGCCCUCUUCGUCCUAUUGGCUGUCGUCCUCCUGGAGCUGGCCAAUGAGGAGGUGCUGGUGGACCUCCUACGACUGGUCCUCGCUCUGCAGGAGCUGGCUCUGUCCAAUCAGGAGGGGUUAUCUGUGUUUAAUCGCUGUGGUAUCCAGGCAGUUUGUGCAGCGUUUCUCAGUCUGACCGGUCGACUCGGACCCCCAGACCUGAACAACUACAUCACACAGGUGGUGGAGAAUCGCAGGACAAAGGCUCCGUACUUUCUCCCAGAGUUUGUGUUCUGUGACUCAUCGAGUUUCCCAGAGGGGGCGCUGGAGGCGGAGCCAUGCUGUCUCUUCGACCAAUCACAGAUCUCUGAGGCGCUAACAGGAAGUCGCUACGGCGCUCACAUCGACAGACUCACCUGCCCCUACACGCCCCAACUCGCAGAUGAGGAGCGUCUCUCCAGGAGGAAGAGCAUCGGUGACGUCAUCUCACUGCAGAUGGACCUGAACCCAGACACCAGACUGGACUCACUACAGAAGCCUCAGACGGAGCAGAUCACAUUUGAGACUCUGAAAAACACCAUCGGUGAGUUUGAGUCUGGAGAUGAGCAGAGGAGGAGGAGGAGGCAGGUCACAGAGAAGUUCCAGACGGCGCCGUUUGAGGAGAUCGCUGCUCUCUGCGGGUCAAAGACGCUGCUCCAGGUCGGUCUCCAGCAGAUGUUUGAGAUGAUCAUCAGACCUCCUCCAUCUCCAUCUGCUCCAAAGUCCACACCGAUCUACGACAUCCAGUACCCAGACCUCUGUGUCUACUGA
Molecule: messenger RNA, 2607 nt
Organism: Boleophthalmus pectinirostris (great blue-spotted mudskipper)
Lineage: Eukaryota; Metazoa; Chordata; Actinopteri; Gobiiformes; Gobiidae
Product: protein EFR3 homolog B-like
Biological process (GO): protein localization to plasma membrane
Cellular component (GO): plasma membrane
Source: RefSeq, a predicted model, not a curated record